AUGGUACGAGCUCUCCUAGACAAAGCCCAGGAGCAGGACAUCGCUCAUCGAGCAAUUACCACCAGGGACGGGUUCAGAUCCCAGACAAAUCCGUUGCCUCGAGCACCAAACGGCGGAGCCUUCUGGACCCCCGGUUUCUCGAGUGCUCGAUCGGGACACUAUGCCGGAGAUAACUCGCUUAACAAUCCGUAUACUAGCCCGAUCCCUAGGAGCCUGAGUUUUAAUGGAACCAGAGAAAACCCAACACGAAUCCAAGGCUCCCCGAUCACACCUCUCCGGACCAACGGCGUCACCGGAAGAGCCAACAUAGUUGGAUUCGAGACCCCGCCUUUCGACCAACGAGCUUCCAGAGUCCAUCACACAACGACGGGAGAUUUCGAGAUACCUGUUACGGGUCUCGAUCAGGGUAGACGAAACGAAGUGUCACCUUUUUCCCCAACCGCCGUUGGAACUCCGCGAAGAGAUGACAUGAGGACCGAUGGAGGAAAUGGGAACUUCCAGGAGUACAUCGAUAAAAACGAUGCCGAACUCAAACGACUAAACACCAUUAUGCAUAUGGCAACAAGCGCAGCCCCAGAUAUCGACCUCGCGAUAGAGGAAACUCGAAGAACCCCCUUCACAGAGAGAAUCUCGGGGAUGAAGCUAAGUACCAUCGGGAAAAUUACAUUCUCCGAGUACUCUGGAAACUCAGACCUUAAAGCUCACAUCCGAGCCUUUAGACUCGCGAUAUCCAGAGCACAUCUCAGUGACGACGAAAAAGAGGUAGGGUACUGUCGUUUCUUCGCAGAAAACCUCGCGGGCUUCGCCCUAGAAUGGUUCGCCAGCCUAGAAGAAAAUUCGAUUCAUAACUUCACACAACUAGUGUCGGCGUUCCUAAAGCAAUACUCGGUGUUCAUAGAAACCAGAACGACCGAAGCCGAUCUGUGGAACCUCAAACAAGCACCCUUCGAGCCUCUAAGAGCGUACAUAAACAAAUUUAGAGAAAUCAAAGCCAAGAUCGCAAACCUAAACGACGGAGUGGCUCUCGCCGUCUUAAAGAAUGAUGUGUGGUUCUCCUCUAAAUUCAAAGAAGAAAUGUCGGUCAGGGCCCCAGUGUCACUAGACGACGCGCUGCAUCGAGCAUCGUACUUUGCGGCCUACGAUGAGGACGUAGCUAACUUGAAAGAACAAUUCUUGGAAAGCAAAAACGCCGCCAGCAAAAGGACUUCGACAACUAAGGAAGCGCCGACCAAAUGUCAACAUUCUUACGCAAUUGACAACUCCACGAGAAACAAAUCAUCGACUUUCGAUCUAAACAAGCAUUGCGACUUCCACAAACGAAAAGGACAUUCCACUGAGGAAUGUCGCGCUGAUUUACGCGAAAAGGAGAGAAGAGAGGAAGAAGAGAACUCCGAAGAGGAUGAACUCCCUUCGACUCCAAAAAAACGAUAA
Raphanus sativus (radish) is the source of this 1431-nucleotide messenger RNA. RefSeq lists its product as uncharacterized. The record is from RefSeq and is a predicted model, not a curated record. The transcript has 2 exons. NCBI's taxonomy places the organism in Eukaryota, Viridiplantae, Streptophyta, Magnoliopsida, Brassicales, Brassicaceae. Bases 1 to 1431 code for a protein of 476 amino acids.